Messenger RNA from Thamnophis elegans (Western terrestrial garter snake), 936 nucleotides. RefSeq names its product mas-related G-protein coupled receptor member H-like. Gene Ontology annotation, cellular component: membrane. Gene Ontology annotation, biological process: G protein-coupled receptor signaling pathway. Gene Ontology annotation, molecular function: G protein-coupled receptor activity. Bases 1 to 936 code for a protein of 311 amino acids. The record is from RefSeq and is a predicted model, not a curated record. NCBI's taxonomy places the organism in Eukaryota, Metazoa, Chordata, Lepidosauria, Squamata, Natricidae. The transcript has a single exon.
AUGAAUUUCAGCUUGGCAGGCAUGAACGCUAUAGAAGAGUAUCCGAACUAUAAUAUGACCAGCUAUUUCUACGAAGAUAAAAACAUGUCAGAUUAUAACGAAGAUCAAAUUUUGUUAGAUUAUUCUCGACGUAUCUCUUUCUCAGUUGUACUCACCAUCUGUUCUAUUGGAGUCCCAUUAAAUGGAAUUGUUAUCUGGCUACUUGGCUUCCAAAUUAAGAGAAACCCUUUCACUGUGUUGAUUCUUAAUUUAGCUAUUGCCGACUUUGGGUUUCUCGUAUUUAUGACUAUAUAUUGCAUUGAAUGUUUGAUACACUUUUUAGGGCCAGGAGUUUUGGGGCUAUUUUUCUUUUGUUUUUUCCAUGUUACAUAUAUCAGUGGUCUAUUUCUUCUGACAGCUAUCAGCGUUGACCGGUGUGUCUGUGUCCUCUUCCCAAUCUGGCAUCACUGUUCCCGGCCAAAAUAUUUGUCCUCUGCUGUCUGUGCCUCCCUCUGGAUCAUCUCUUUCCUCCUGGGUGGAAUUCUGCAACUUGUGGAAUAUGCGUUUGUGUAUGAUAAAAUCUUCACAAAUCUCCAUUUUAUUGUCACUGCUGUUUUUUGCCUUCCGGUGAUAUCAAUCUCUUCUGUGAUCCUGUUCAUCAAAAUAUGUAUUAAAUCCCAACAGAUCAAACGGAGAAGACUUUUAGUGAUGAUCUUAAUUACUUUUCUCUGUUUCAUUAUUCUUACUCUUCCGUUAUAUAUCUAUCUGUUUGUUACUCAUGUUCUUAAUAAGAACUUUUAUAUGUAUUUUUAUGAACUGGAUUUCUACUUAAAUCCGAGUGCUUCCCUCAACAGCAGUGUUAACCCUGUGAUCUAUUUCCUGGUUGGGAGAAAGAGAAGAGCUCGGACAAGGGAGAGCAUCAAGGUCAUUUUCCAAAGAGUCUUCAGAGAAGACUAA